UGAACUGAAGAAAUUAGGAGGUGAUAAGAUGGAUUUGGAAAAUUUUUAAAGCUGAGGUGUAUUUAUAAUAUUUAUUAUCGUUAUAUUAAAAUGUGGAAAUAUUCUUCAUGCAUAAACAGAAAAAACACAGAAUUAACAAAAAUUUUAUCUAUGUGUAGUAGCAAUUGACAAAAUAAAUUUAAUCUUCGUUUUCUAAUUCAUUUUCUCCGUGCGUUUCCUCUAAUAUUUCAUUUAAGUCAUGACUACUCCAUCUGCAGUAGUAGCUGCUGUUGCAGCUGUUAUGUUAUUUGUUAUUUGUAACUUCUCUCUUCAUAAAAUUGAAGAAGGUCAUGUUGGAAUUUAUUACAGAGGUGGUGCUCUUUUAAAAGAAACAAGUACGCCUGGAUUUCAUAUGAUGAUUCCUUUCAUUACUACAUAUCGCUCAAUUCAGGUUACAUUACAAACAGAUGAGGUGAAAAAUGUACCUUGUGGCACAAGUGGUGGUGUUAUGAUAUAUUUUGAUCGAAUAGAAGUUGUAAACAUUCUGACAGCAACCAGUGUAUAUGAUAUUGUUCGAAAUUUCACAGCUGAUUAUGACAAAGCAUUAAUAUUCAAUAAGGUCCAUCAUGAGUUAAAUCAAUUCUGCAGUGUCCAUAACUUACAUGAAGUCUAUAUUGAUUUGUUUGAUCAGAUUGAUGAAAAUUUAAAAACAGCACUUCAAAAAGAUCUGAACAACAUGGCUCCUGGUUUAUUCAUUCAAGCUGUAAGAGUUACCAAACCCAAAAUUCCUGAAACGAUCAGAAAAAAUUAUGAGCUUAUGGAGGGUGAAAAAACAAAGUUAUUGAUUGCUGUUCAACGUCAAAAAGUUGUUGAGAAAGAUGCUGAAACAGAAAGGAAGAAAGCUGUUAUUGAGGCUCAAAAAAAUGCUGAAGUGGCCAAAAUUCAAUAUGAACAAAAAAUUAUGGAAAAAGAAUCAUUAAAAAAGAUGUCCCUGUUAGAAGAUGAAAUGGCUUUCUCUAGAGCAAAAACUAGAGCUGAAUCCGAAGCAUACUAUAAGAAGCAAUUAGCAGAAGGAAAUAAGUUGCUUCUUACCCCAGAAUAUUUGGAGCUGAAGAAAUUGGAAGCAAUUUCUCAAAACAGCAAAAUAUAUUUUGGAACUGAUAUUCCUACUAUGUUCAUGGAUUCUAGUCAUGUUUCUUCUCAGGACAAGAAAGUCGCAUCCAGUUUGGGCAUGGAAGAUUCAUCCAGUAAAAUAAUUGAUAAUGAGCUCAGAGAAACUUCAUCAUGAAAAAGCAUUUGAAAAGAAGAUUGUUUAAAGCUGCACAUAAAUUAUGUGAAAUAAGAUUCUGAUGUUGGAGUGGUAUUUGUGAAAUUCCUGUGAUUAUAAAUGUUUGGAACAUUGUCAUUAUUCUAAAUGUCAACAUUUUGUAAUUUUAUAUGAAAAAUUAAAGAAAUUCACUAUUAAA
Argiope bruennichi is the source of this 1445-nucleotide messenger RNA. Its product is annotated as erlin-2-B-like. The coding region runs from base 239 to 1267 and encodes 342 amino acids. The transcript is spliced from 13 exons. The record is from RefSeq and is a predicted model, not a curated record. Gene Ontology annotation, biological process: SREBP signaling pathway. Lineage: Eukaryota; Metazoa; Arthropoda; Arachnida; Araneae; Araneidae. Gene Ontology annotation, molecular function: cholesterol binding; ubiquitin protein ligase binding. Gene Ontology annotation, cellular component: endoplasmic reticulum membrane; endoplasmic reticulum.